Molecule: messenger RNA, 8797 nt
Organism: Dunckerocampus dactyliophorus (ringed pipefish)
Lineage: Eukaryota; Metazoa; Chordata; Actinopteri; Syngnathiformes; Syngnathidae
Gene: gdpd2
Product: glycerophosphodiester phosphodiesterase domain containing 2
Exons: 2
Coding region: 5699-7294 (531 amino acids)
Biological process (GO): DNA integration; lipid metabolic process
Cellular component (GO): membrane
Molecular function (GO): glycerophosphodiester phosphodiesterase activity; nucleic acid binding
Source: RefSeq, a predicted model, not a curated record
CUUGUACAGCUGCCGCUGGAAACGCUUGAGGAAAGGCGAGGAAAGUAAACAGACCACACCAUAGAAGACGGCAGAGGCCAUCACAGAGUCAUAAAAGGUCUUCAGGGGUGCCCCGUGCACCCCAAAGGACCCCAACCUCCUGAGUCUGAAAGAAGCUGAAAAGGUACAAGUGUCUACAUGAAUGAGCAUCUGACAAAACGCAACACUGAAAUCGCCAAGAAAGCACGCAAUCUGAGGAAGCAGAGAAGAAUCCAAGGUACUUGGAGUGCCAACUGCAACAUUUUCAUCAAGUUAAAUGGAGGAUCAAAGGCCAGAGUGCUUGUUGUCAAAGACAUGAAGGAUCAGGAUAAAUACUCAAGAGCAGAUCAACACGACAACACGGAAAGGAAAAUAACUCACAACGUCAUCAGGAUGCCACAAGAAGAUCUACAAUUGGACACCGUUUGUUUCACAGACCACAAACAACUGGAUUUGGAAAAAGACAUACCUGUAGAUCCUGUAGGUUGUCAUUUCCAAAAUGACUGCUGUUAGUGCAUAGAGGAGCAACACAACAACAACCUUAACAUCGGCAAUAAGUUGUCAAUUAUCCACAUAAACAGCAGAAGCACGUAUGCAAAUUAUAACAACAUCAGACGAUAUUUGAAUCAAUUCAAUGAACCCUUCAAAGUAAUCUCAAUCUCUGAAACUUGGAUUAAUGCCCACCAAGGUGAUGAAAUGACCUGCGUUCCACAGGAAUACCACAAGUGGAGGAGGCCUGGCUGUGUACGUGGACAAACAUCUGCGCUACAAAAUGGCAAAGAAUAUGUCAUUCACUACUGAUAACAUCUUACUGUAGAAUGUAUAACGAUGAAAAUCUCUCAAGAAAAAAGCCGAAAUGUGUUAAUAAGCUGUUUAUAUAGAAAGUCAAGCAUUGAAAUGUUUUGAGGAUUGGAUUAAAACAACCUUCACAGACAUCAGUCAAAAAAUAAUCUUUGUACGUGGGGACUUCUGAAUCCACACAAGACCAAGGUAACAGAUGACUUCAUGGACACCAUGUACAGUACACUUGGAGUCUAUAUCCUAAAAUCACCAGAGCAAGCAGAAUAACGGACCACUGUGCCACCCUUAUGGGUGACAUAUUCACCAAUGACUUUGAUAACAAAGUCAGUACAACACAAUUGGACACAGUUUGUUUCACAGACCACAAACAAUCGGAUUUGGAAAAAGACAUCGAUCCGGACACAAAUCUUUUUUCUCAUUGUUUUAUUCAAAGGAAUGAAACAAUAGACGGGAAUCCUAAUUCCAUGUUCCCCACUGAUGUGACAAAAAAGGAAAUCACUGACAUUGUCAAUCAUUGUGAAGCAAAAACAUCAACUGAUUGUAAUGGAAUGGAAAUGGAAACAAUAAAAAGGGUUAUUAAGGAGAUCGUAGAGGCCAUGACUUACAUCAGUACUAUUGGUUAUCAUUCCAGACUGGUACAUUUACCAACCAAAGGAAAACAGCUCAAGUAGUUACAAUUUUAAAAAAAUGGAAACAAACAUCAAUUUACAAACUACCGAGCAGUUUCCUCAUUACCACAAUUUUCUAAAAUAAUCGAGAAGCUAUUCAAUAACAGGUUGGACAAAUGUAUUAAUAAGAAUGAAUUACUCGCAAGUAGCCAAUAUGGAUACAAAGCUAACAUUUCAAUCUCCACGCCACUGAUGGAAAUCACGGAGGAAAUGACCAACGCUAUAGACCACAGAAAGUGUGCAGAAUACACAUCUGCAAGUUGAAAUAAUACAUGCGGAGUACCCAAGGGGUCAAUAUUGGGACCAAAACUGUUCAACUUGUACAUUAAUUAUAUCUGUAAAGUGACGAAAGACUUAAUGUUGGUAUUAUUUGCUGAUGAUACUACUGCUUUUUGCUCUGGGGAAAGCACACAAAAGUGAAUUUAAAAAGUCACAGAUGAAAUGGCCAUAUUAAAAAGAUGGUUUGAUAAAAAUAGAUUAUCCUUGAACUUAAGUAAACUAAAAUAAUGCUAUUUGGCAAUAGCAGAAAGGACACGUACGACCAAACACAAAUAGACCGAGUGGACAUUGAAAGGGUGAAUGAAAAUACAUUUUUUGGGGAUCAUACUAGGUGAAAAAAUUUGCUGGAAAUAUACAACUUAACUAUAAACUAUAAAAUAUACAACAUAAGGUGGCGAGAAAUACCUCAAUAUUGAAUAAAGCAUAAUUUGUCCUUGACCAAAAAUCACGCCACACUCUUCACUACUCUCUGGUAUGACCAUAUGUAACUUAUUGUGUGGAGAUAUGGGGUAAUAACUAUAAACAGAAUAGAUAAUUAUAGAAACGUAUAGAGAACACAAAAAUCCUUGAUUUCUAAAAUCAAAAAUAUUAACAUUUGCUGAUUUAGUACAUUUUCAAACAGCUAAAAUGAAGCAUAAAGCAAUCACUAACCUGCUACCCAAAAAUGUCAUACAAUACUUUUCUACAAGAGAGGAGAAAUAUGAUUUCACGGAAAAACUCAACUUAGAACACUUAUCCGCGAGAACAACGCUAAAAACCCACAGCUUUUCAGUAUGUGGAAUUAAAUUACAGAACUCAAGCCAAGCACCAACAUGAGCCAUUUCAAGAAACAACACAAGCAGCUGAAGAAGAUUCAAGGAAGAAGAUUCUUGAACUUGUUAUCUUAUGUUUACGGUAAUUGCAUUUAUUAUUUAUUAUUAUAUUGAUUAUUAUAAAUGCAUACUAUUUAUUAUGAUUGUUAAAAAACCUUGACAAUUGUAUUACCAUAUUGUUACAUUACCUCAUCACUUUUCUAUGUAUUAAACAAAUCAUAUAUGAAAUACAGGAUUAAUAAGCUUUGCUUCUUCCUACUCCUUUUGGACAUGUGGAACUGUGACUUGUAUUAUGUGAUGUAUUCCACAGCAACUUGUAUGCAUGUUCAAAUAAAAUGAAACCGUUACCAUUACACUAGGUGUAUACUGUAGUGUUGCUUCAAGCUAAAAUGAGGAAUUAAUGUGUAUUUCCACUGCAAAAUCCCAAUCCCUUUAAUCGCAGAUUAACAUUCCAAGAUGUCAAACUGAGUGAGUGUUGUUUGCCGAACAACUGCUGAGAAAAACGCCUUUUUACACCAGGCUGUGGAGUUCAAACAUCAUCAUAUUCACUGCAAAUACAGAAAUCCAUGUCAGAUCGUCUUAGUUGAUAGCACAGAUAUGUUUUGCAGUGCAAGAUGCUAGAAACAAGUUGCAAAAGAAAGGAAACUUGUUGCAACCUGCUGUUUAAUUAUACCCUUCCAACGUUAAUAGCCAUUUACAGUCAGUGCAGAGCUUGUAUAAACGGCACAAUAGGCUCUCCUGUAUGGCGGUUCAUUGGUUCCAGACCCCACCGUGGUAAGUCAAUAGGAUUCCAUAGAAUCCAUAGAAACCCUGUUUACCACCGUCUAAAUACGCCAGGAGUCACUUUUACACUCCUAUUACCCAAUGAAGUAGACAUAGUAAGAGAAAAUACAUAUAAGACAUAGAAACCCUGUUUACCACUGUCUGCAUACGCUUUUUAACAUUAUUAGAGCCCUCUAAACAUGAAAUUAAAAAAAAAUAAAUAAAUAACACCCCUAUAGUUACCUUUACACUCCUAUUACCGAAUAUAGUAGUAAUAAUAAGAGAAAAUAAGACAUAUUUUCUAUGCCAUAAAUAUGGAAAUAUUGCAUUUAUAAAGACAGAAUCCAUGGACUGCGAUUGGCUGGCAACUAGUCCAGGGUGUGCCCUGCCUGUUGCCCAAAGUCAGCUGGGAUAGGCUCCAGCAUGCCCCCGUGACCCUAAUGAGGAGAAGCGGCAUAGAAAAUGGAUGGAUGGAUCCAUGGAACCAAUGAACCAUGAUAAAGGAGGAAUUAUUGUAUUUGUAUUUUAGUUAAUUUUGCCUUGAAAAUUUAGGCAAAAAUAUGUAACAUUGACUUAAAUAUGCAUAUUUUUUGACAAAUAAUAACUUGUUUUGUUCCCCCAUUUGAGUGUGCAUGCUGUUGGCUGUCUGUGGUCACCCUCAUCACCCUCCUCUCCAUCUCCUGGAUGUACAUUUGUCUGGUCAUGUCUAACGACCGAGAGGAUGUCAACUGGUAAACACACACACGCUAAUCUGGGGGUGUCCAAAGUGAGGCCUGAGCUGUUUUUUAUUGGCCUGCAGCAUACAGUAUUCCAAAAAUAUAAUUUAACAAAGUUUAACAAAGACAAAGUUUGCUCUCAUCCAAUCUUUUUUCUUGGCUGUUGUGUUGUUCCACGAGCAGGAAAGGCUUCAUGAAACUGAAGCAUUGGGUCAACUGGUUCAUCGUGCUGAUCAUCACGUCUGCAACGUUAACCAGUUACUGUGUGCUGCUGCUGGUGAGCACAUGAGCGUCGUACUUUUAGCUUCAUAUUCCGCGAGUGAAAUAAAGACGCAAACCAAGUAGAUGGUAAAACAGGCAUGGAGAACAGCACAUGAUCAGCAUCAUUAACUGCCAUAAACGCCAUAUUACAGAGAGACAGAAGGCAUGAUAAACGGAAGUGGCCCUGGCAUUGAUCCCUGUGGCACUCCACAUUUCAAUGUUCUUUUCAAUAUUGUUACAUUCAGUGUUUUAGAAAUCAGUAAGACUAUCUACUAUUUGAUUCUUAUUAUUCUUUUCUUUUUUUAUAUUUAACAAAAAACACAAUUGAAAAUAAAUUUGAACUGAUGUUUGGUGAUUUUUUUUAUUUGUACAGACUUGACCACCAUAAAUGAAUUUCCGCGAUAUACGAUUCAAUGGAAUAUUUUUGUAGUUAGAGCAUAGAAAGCCAGUUUAUGAAUUUGUAAAUAUGGGUUUUGUGGCGCAUGUUGGACAUAAUUCACCCUUAGGAACUUUAUGUCAGUCGCAGUUUCACCUGGGCCCUUAUGGUUGAGGGACCCUUGUCUUUGCAGUAGGGAGACAUGUGCAUUUCGCUCUGUCAGGUUGUAAGCUCGAGAGGAGCAGGGAAAUAAAUGUUGCCAGUUGCUGUUCCAAUAACUCCGCCUACGACUCCUUCUUCCUGGCACCACAUUGGUGACCCCGACAGUGGACCUGUAGUCUCCGGGACCACGGCGAACACAAUGGCGGACAACGCCACACUUAAGUUGCCAGAGUACUGGGAGUCGGCACCUGAAGCGUGGUUUGCGCAGGCCGAGGCGCAGUUCGGUCUUCGCGGCAUUGAAGACGACGAGAAGAAGUUCUGGCAUGUCGUUACGGCGCUAAACAGCAGGACCGCGUCCCAGGUGGUCCGCUUCAUCACCUCGCCGCCGGCCCGGGAUAAAUUCGGCGCGCUGAAGGGACACCUACUCAGAGUGCACAGCCUGUCCCGGCGUGAGCGGGCCCGUCGGCUACUGGACAUUAGCGGCCUUGGCGGACGCUCACCGACUCAACUAAUGGACCAUAUGCUGAACCUCUUGGGCGACGAGGAGCCGGGUUCGCUCUUCAGAGAGCUGUUCCUGCGACAACUCCCCGUGCAAGUGCGCACCGCCCUCGGCAACUCCGACGUCUCGGACCCGCGCGCUCUCGCAGAGGAGGCAGAAGCCUAUUUUACUGCGACCCCUCAUACGGCGCACGAGCAAGUGGCGCCGGUGAAAGCACCUUCCGAGUACCUGGCCCCUGCGCGCGAGAUGCGCGCAUCAGCCGACCAGCGGGGGAGUCGACGGGAGCGCGACCAUCGAGAAGGCUGGUGUUUUUACCACGCCCGCUUCGGGGCCAAGGCGAGGGCAUGCCGGCCGCCAUGCACUUACUCAGCGGCGGGAAACGCCGGUGCCCGCCCCCUGUAGUGGCCGGGGUGGCGGGCACUCCCAACCAGCUGCUUUUUGUGGUGGAUUCUCUCUCCGGUCGCAAGUUUCUGUGCGACACCGGCGCGCAGAGGAGCGUGAUACCGGCAGCGCCUGGGGAGCAGGCUGACUGUCUGUCCAGGGCGAUCGCCAGCACGGUCCAGCUUGGUUUGGACUAUGCCGCCAUGGCACGGGAUCAAGAGCAUGAUGACAGCGUGCGUGCUCUCCGUUCUGCAACCUCUGGCCUUCACGUGCAGCGCGUUCCAGUUGGCGACUCGGGUGCCGUUUUAUGGUGCGACGUUUCUUCCGGUGUUGCUCGCCCUUUAGUCCCUGCACGCUGGCGGCGCAAGGUGUUCGAUGCGGUACAUGGUCUUUCCCACCCGGGUCGUAAACCGUCCGCAAGACUGGUGUCCCAAAAGUUCGUGUGGCGUGGUCUCAAGAAGGACGUGCUGGCGUGGUCCGAUUCCUGCGUUGCUUGCCAACGAGCCAAGGUGCAGUGCCACAUCAAGAUGCCCCUCGAAACCUUUCAGGUACCUGAGCGCCGUUUCGACCACGUCAAUAUUGACUUGGUUGGGCCGCUGCCCGGGUCACAGGGGUUCACGCAUCUGCUCACUAUGGUUGAUAGGACCACACGUUGGCCCGAGGCCGUUCCACUGUCGUCCACGUCCACGGCGGACAUAGCGCGGGCGUUUAUUGGUACGUGGGUGGCACGUUUUGGAACACCUUCUGACCUUUCGUCAGACAGAGGCGUGCAGUUUACGUCCGAGCUUUGGGGCGCUGUUGCCGGCAGCUUGGGAGUUAAACUGCACCGCACCACCGCUUAUCACCCGCAGGCGAAUGGGCUGUGCGAACGUUUUCACCGUUCCAUGAAAGCUUCACUUCGUGCGUCUUUAUGUGACGGGGACUGGGUAGAUCGGCUUCCAUGGGUGCUGCUAGGUCUCAGGUGUGCACCCAAGGAAGAUCUGCGGGCGUCUUCCGCAGAGUUGGUUUACGGCCAGGUGUUGCGUGUCCCCGCAGAUUUUGUGUCUGAAGCGACCGUUCCAUGGUCGGCCGCGAGUCAAAGGGCUGACCUGUUGGAGUUCGCCGGCAGGUUUGCCCCGGUCCCGACCUCGCGGCACUGCGUGCCCGAUGUGUGCGUUCCGGCUUCCUUGCGUUCGGCGAAAUUCGUUUUUCUCCGGCACGAUGCGCAUCGCGGGCCCUUGCGGCCACCUUACGACGGCCCGUAUAGGAUUCUGGAGCACAGGGACAAAUGUUUAGUGUUGGACAUUGGGGGCCGGAGGGAAACUGUCUCACUGGACAGAGUUAAACCUGCGUGUUUGGACCCUUUUCUGCCGUCGGAGGUUGCAGUACCUCCCCGCCGGGGUCGUCCCCCUGGUCGGCGUCGGGUGGAGUUAACGGAUUCGUCGGUUCCUUCCCCCUCCGCCUUGGGGCCGCCGCGAGUCUCUUCCCCCCGACCUUCCGCACCUGCCGCCUCCCCACGGCGUACGCGUCGGGGUCGGGUGGUAGUGCCUCCUACCUAUGCUGAUUUUGCGUAUGGGUGAAUUCUGGGGGGGCUUGUGUGGCGCAUGUUGGACAUAAUUCACCCUUAGGAACUUUAUGUCAGUCGCAGUUUCACCUGGGCCCUUAUGGUUGAGGGACCCUUGUCUUUGCAGUAGGGAGACAUGUGCAUUUCGCUCUGUCAGGUUGUAAGCUCGAGAGGAGCAGGGAAAUAAAUGUUGCCAGUUGCUGUUCCAAUAACUCCGCCUACGACUCCUUCUUCCUGGCACCACAGUUUUAACAUUAUUAGAGCCCUGUAGACCGGAAAUAACACCCCUAUAGUCACCUUUCUCCCCUAUUAGUCAUUGCUUACAUCACAUUGCACAACUUUUAUUGCUGCAUAGACUCAAGAGGGCCUAGCGAGCUAACCAGUUAGCCUCGAAUUUAUUUCUACUAAACUUAAGAAGCCAAAAACGUACCACUUCCACACGGAAAGAGAAAGGUGAAAUGACAGAAAUGGAAAGAAAAAGCUGUAAUUUUGCGCCAAUAGUCAAAAUAUUGAGGUCCAUAGGCGGAUCGGCGCAGCGUCUGCAGUAAUGCGGUCGCUGUACCGGACCGUCGUGGUGAAGAGAGAGCUGAGCCGGAAGGCAAAGCUCUCAAUUUACCCCCCCAUCUAUGUUCCCACCCUCACCUAUGGUCAUGAGCUUUGGGUCAUGACCAAAAAAACAAGAUGGCGGAUACGAGCGGCUGAAAUGAGUUUUCUUUGUAGGUUAGCGGGACUCACCCUAAGAGACAGGGUGAGGAGCUCGGUUAUCCGGGAGGAGCUCAGAGUAGAGCCGCUGCUCCUUCACAUGGAGAGGAGCCAACUGAGGUGGCUCGGGCAUCUAGCCCGGAUGCCUCCCGGACGCCUCCCUGGUGAGGUGUUUCGGGCAUGCCCAGCCGGGAGAAGGCCCCGGGGAAGACCUAGGACACGCUGGAGGGAUUAUGUCUCCCAGCUGGCCUGGGAACGCCUUGGUGUCCUCCCGGUGGAGCUGGAGGAGGUGGUCGGGGACCGGGAAGUCUGGGCUUCCCUACUGAGACUGCUGCCCCCGUGACCCGGACCCGGAUAAGCGGAGGAAAAUGGAAUGGAAUGGAGUCAAAAUAUUAAAAACUUGUAUUCUAACGAGAAAAAAGUCGGCAUUUUAUGAGAUUGAAGUAAAAAUAUUACGGGAAAAAAAGUUGCAAUUUUACCAGAAUAAAAUUGUAAUAUUAUGAGGAAAAGUACUGCCAUUUUAGUAGCGUAGAGUUGAAGUAUUAAAUAAAAAAAGACAUUUAAAAUAAAUAAAUAAAAUAAAGUUGUCAUUUGUGUGAAAAAAUGACUUUUUCACACAGGGCCAUGGAGCUUUGGAUUUGUUUCCUCCCUUAAUAAUUAAAGGUUUCAUUUAAAAAGUGCAUAAAGUGUUGAGUUGUGUUGUCAUUGACUAAUAUUUUCAUUUGAUGAUGUGAAACAUUGAAGUGUGGCAAACAUGCAAAAAAUGAGAAAUCAUGAAGGGGGCAAACACUUUUCACCCCACAUCUCUAAUUCUAUU